Branchiostoma floridae (Florida lancelet) is the source of this 4413-nucleotide messenger RNA. RefSeq lists its product as uncharacterized. Gene Ontology annotation, molecular function: acyltransferase activity, transferring groups other than amino-acyl groups; NAD+ poly-ADP-ribosyltransferase activity. The transcript has 19 exons. NCBI's taxonomy places the organism in Eukaryota, Metazoa, Chordata, Leptocardii, Amphioxiformes, Branchiostomatidae. The record is from RefSeq and is a predicted model, not a curated record. Bases 25 to 2721 code for a protein of 898 amino acids.
UGACCUCUGACCCCAACAAGCAACAUGGCGUCCCUAAGCGAGUCCCUGACGACCAAACUCCCUCCCGUCAAAUUUCACUGUAGACAAGACAAGACAAGACCCAAGAAGCCACCACCGCCUCCUCCAGACGACCAAGACGGUGCAGGAGUAACCGGGAAGGUUCUUAGAGCUCCUGACGUCACGGCGUCUCCAGUCAUAGUUGAUUUUCGGAGACUUUUGCAGAGCUCGAAAAGUUGCAUCGAUGUCGUGCCUGGGGUCCCCAACAGAGAUCUACUUCACGCUGUCGUGGCGCUUUAUGAUGGGUCUCUGCCGGAUGUUGGCGAGGAAUUUCUCUAUGCAACCGUUUGUGCCAAGUGGUCUAAGACAAUCCUUAUGCUCAGGGACUCCGGAGAAGUAGUAGAGGAGCUGUGUAAGUCACAUCCUGUAGGAGGAACAUCAGCCACCAGUAGUACUCAGGACUCAGGCAUAGCAGAUGGAGAGAAGGGACAGCAGGGUGGGAGGGGGGCGGAUGAGAAGAAAGAAGACGAAGACAAGAGAAGAUUUGCGGACGUCUUCAGCGAUUCAGACUCAAGUGAUGGGUCCAGUAGUGAUUCUGAAGAAGAGGAAGACUUCUCGGCUGGUGCGGAUGACUUCGUUCAGAGGGUACGCGAGCGCAGACAGCAGCGGAGAGACGGACGGUUCCAGCCCUCGCAAGGAAACCUGGGUAUCGAGUCCAGACUGCUCGCUUGUGCAACAUUUGAACGAUCCUACUGCAAAGGAGAGAAGGUAGUACAGCUUCACCUGAUUGCGGUGAGAAGAAGAUAUCGCAAGUGGGGCAUGGGGAGGUAUCUACUUAAGCAAGUGAAACACCCCCCUGUAGUGGGGACUUACGACUACCUCAUUGUGCAUGCCGACUCCUCAGCUACGGACUUCUUCGAGAGAUUCGGCUUUUCUGACGACGUUGUUCUCAACAGUAGAUUCAAUGAAUUUGAUGAGCAGUGGACCAACACUACCAUGAUGUGUUACAUCCCACCAUAUGCAGGUCUGAACGGCAUGUCCAGUGAUCCAGAGUUGGAUCUCAAGGCGAUGGAGCUAGAGAUAAGGAAACUGAGAGAAAAGAGUCUUGAUGCAUACCAGUGCCAGAUGACUUGUGUCAUGAGGAUAAUGCAUGAGAUUGUUACACUGCAGGCAAAGCUCAGUGCACAGGGAGACAUCAUCCACACACUACAGGACAAGAAUGACCAGCUACAGAUGGAUAAAGUUGCACAAGACAAGCGGUUUCUAGACUACAAGUUGGGAGUCAUGAGGAACAUGUAUGGAAGUAAGCAAGAAAGUGACGCAAACCUGAGCAAAGACAUUGAUGAGGACACUUCCGGGUUGAACACACUGGUGUCUGCUCUAGAGGAGGAGCUAGAGAAGAUCCAACAGGCCAAGGAUGCAGGUCUGACUGUGGGGAGUCAGGAGGACAAGACAGUCAGCAGAGUCUGGAUGGCAGAUGCCAUUGAACAGGCUAUCAGCGAUAUCAACCGCCAAAUCUCCACGCUGAAAACGACGGUGUGGCUGGUAUCGCAAACCCCGCCAAGCUCGCACGACCCAAGCCACGUGAUCGACGACCUUCAGCAGCUGGUCACGUCCAAUCAGAUGUUCUUAAACAACCUGGAGGAGGCAGCACAACAGCGCCACCUAUUUCCUGCAGUACCACCCCAGGAGCAGUUGACUGCUCAACAGCGCCACCUAUCUUCUGCAGUACCUUGUCAUGAACAGUUGACUGCACAACAGCGCCACCUAUCUUCUGCAGUACCGCCUCAUGAACAGAUGACUGCACAACAGCGCCGCCUAUCUCCUGCAGUACCAUCUCAUGAACAGUUGACUGCUCAACAGCGCCACCUAUCUUCUGCAGUACCAUCUCAUGAACAGUUGACUGCUCAACAGCGCCACCUAUCUCCUGCCGUACCACCUCAUGAACAAUUGACUGUGCAGCAGCGCCACCUAUCUCCUGCAGUACUACCUCCAGUACCUGGCAGUAAACCUUUAACACAACUCACAUCAAACAAUGAAAUUAGAGGAACAAGUAUCUUCCCACUCGAGCAACUCAUUUCAAAUAGCAUGAAUGCUAGGAUACCCGCCAAAGGAACAGAGGACUUUCUGUCCCAGCUAGCACACACAGCGGAAUGGUGGCAGGUCGCUGAUGACUUCCGACGGGGAAUGAAGAAAGAUUCAGACAUAGAAGGCAUCGUGGAGGUCACCAAUAUUACACCGGCAGAGCUGACUGCCUCUGCAGUGGAGAGUUUCCACACAUGGAGGCAGAAGUUACAGGACCCCAGUCUGUGUAUGAAGCUGUACUUCUGUGGUGGACUGGAGCAUCCAACCUCCAGGAUGAAGGAGCUCAUCAAGUAUGGCUUCAGUGAACAGGAUUUCAGCCAUGGAACCUUCGGAGUUGGUCUGUACUUCUCCAAACACCCGUCCAAGGCUGCAAACUUCUGUCCACUGGGAAAGAUUCUGUUGGCAGAAGUGGUACUCGGGAAGACAGAGUCUGUUGUGAAGAAAAACCACACAAGGAGAACCCCACCUAAUGGAUAUGAUUCAGUUGUGACACCAGGACGACUUCUACCAUCUGCUUCCGGUGAUUCCAUGGUUACUAACCAGGAGUACCUGGUGUUCCACCCUGACCAGGCCAUUCCUGUCUGUCUCAUAGAGUACAAGAUCGUAGGACAAUCAGCAACUAAUGGCCAGUCAAAGUAAUAUCAGGGUCUUGUUAGAAACACACAAAGUCUUAGACUGCUGUAUUCUCUCUAUAAAGUCUGCACUAAAAAACUAUUCAAAUUCCAAAAGUUGCAGCUACAAGUUGUUGUCAAAGUUGAAUGCGUACUUUAGGUGAGAAAAUAUGGUAGAGUUAUAAUGUUUCACUGGGCAUUCUGUAAACACCCUUGAUUUCUAAAAUUAUGUCAUUUAUAUACAUGGGCAUGAAUAUCCUUCAUGUGUCAAAUCUACAAAACAUGUGGAUUUCAUAUUUCAUUUAAUGUAAAUAAUGCAUCAGGAACUGAAGAUUAUCUGGUCCAGAAUCUUUCUAGUCUACAGAUCAUACAGCAAAGUUUGAAUCAUAGUUUAGAUGAACCAGUAUUUGCUGCUAUAGAUGAAAUUUUUACCAAGAUAAUGCUGAGAUGAACAAGUAUCAGGGAAUUGAAAGAUAUAUGCGAUAUUGUUUAGUCUAAAUUGUUUAGUCUAGUCUUGCUUUUCUAAACCAAUCAGCUGAAUAAGAUUAAUCAAGGGGGAAAUAUUCUAAAUUUACAAUGUGAUUCAUAUGCUAGAAAAAAUUAUAUUUAACUGAGUGCCUUAUAUGAACAGUGAGACGUAUGCAUUGUCAUAUAUUUGUAACCUCCAAGCAGAUCAUAUGGUAGGAUAAGAUAGUAUCAAAAGCUGACAAAGGAGUGAAGCAGGCCUAUAGGAGUGUUCAUUGGCUAUCCGAAGACAUUCGCCUACGCAGAGAGUCCAACAUCGUCGCAAAACACCUGUUUAGCAAUGACUUUGUGACUCUCUGCGUAGGAGAAUGACCUAAGAUGGCUACCAAAGUUAUUUUGACCUGAAAGAAGCUUGGGUGUGUCCCUUUAGGCAAAUAUUACUGUAGUACAUUGUGUUAUGGCUAGAAUGGAAUUAUAAGUUAUCAGUACUGUGGAAAGUAGAACAGAGACUGUCCCAACUGUCCAAGGAGACCACCCAGGGACCAAUUAAGUUUGGUCUAUGUGGACAAGUGGUUAGUAUAGUAUUAGACAGGGCACUUAAUGCUUGGGACAAUGAAAAAGUCAUUCAUUUAAGAGAACACCAAGUGGUCACAUUGGUGCUAAUUACAUGUAGAGGUAGUCUGACUUGUGCUGGUUUGAAUAUCAGAAUGUAGUUUGUGUGAAUUGUUUUGCUGUGUCAUUCUGAAGUUUAAGUGUUUAAGUUUAAGUUUCUCAGUGUAAUAUGAUAUUAAUAUUAGUAAUGAAUUGCUCACGGAGAAUAUAGAUUUACACAUUCCAGCUACAUUAACUAUGUAAUUAUUGUAUGUAAAUAUUGAUGUAUACUUUUGUUAACUUCGACCUAAAAUGUUAGAUUGCAGUGAUAUGAUAAGUGUCAUAUUGUCUGCAUCACCUAUUUUGUUUUGCUUGUUUGUUUUUUUCCAAUAGUACAUAUUAAGGCUUGCUGUUAAAAAUAGAUAUGACUAUUUAAUAGUUGAAUAUUCUGAUCUCUAUAUUGUAUGAUUGUGUGACUGUUUGCCAUUUGUUGAAAACUGUAGCUCAUAUCACUUUGGAGUAUGUUUCUAUAGAGCUGUUGGUCACCAGGUGAUAUACAUGUUCAUGUACGUAUAAAAGAACUAUGUGCCUUAAACCCAUACUUUCUUACUGAAGAUUUUCCACUGUCUUACAACACCAAAAUCAGCUUACCUCGAAUUUUCAG